AGUCUACGUCAUUGAGUAUCUGUUGUUCAGUGGAACACCCAGGUCUAGCUAGCUAACGACUCUGGCUCUUUACCUUUCUAUCUGUAUUACUAAAGGGCUUUUGAUUAUAUUUUGAUAACUUUGUACAUCAUGAGCAAUAGAUACGCAUCCGAUAAAACCAUACUGAGAGGCUGUUUCUACUUUUUGUUUUUGUUGCUGAUACACAGUGUGUCCCUGGAGAAUGUCCAUGUUGUUGCCAUUAUAGGCAGUACCGUGAUUUUGCCAUGUUCAAACAAUGAUAAACAUGAAUCUACAGUGGUCUUUUGGAGAUACAAUGACAGUAAAGUUGUGCUUGACAUAAAUGGUGGCAGUGUCUCUCUUGAGAACCAGGAGGUGGUGUACAGUGGCAGGGUGGACAGUUUCCCAGAGGAGUACAUGAAGAAAGGCAACUUCUCCAUCAAACUCAGAGAUGUGAAGCUCUCUGAUGCAGGAACAUACUCCUGCUUCAUGCCUCAAGUUGGAGUGCACACAAAACUAGAUCUGAUUGUUAAAGAACGCGAGUCUUCAGAUUGGAGUGAUCGUGCAGGAAACGGUGAUGUCAGAGGAAGGUCCAACAGCGUUUUGCUUUUGUUCACAUCUCUGCUGGGAUUCAUUGUUCUGCACCCUUGAACCUACAAAUAGUUUGGAUUCUGUGAUGAGGAUUGUAGAUGCAAUGAUUUACAGAAGCUCAUUUGUGUGUACAGACUGUCUGUCGUUCCUAGAUCUUCCUAAAUUCAAGACACACUACAUAGAAAUAAAGUGCAGGCUCUGGAAUUAAUUGAAGAGAA
This is a messenger RNA of Electrophorus electricus (electric eel), 806 nucleotides long. NCBI's taxonomy places the organism in Eukaryota, Metazoa, Chordata, Actinopteri, Gymnotiformes, Gymnotidae. The record is from RefSeq and is a predicted model, not a curated record.